AUGCUCAACGUCCCUUCUCAGUCUUUUCCGGCCCCCAAAUCGCAGCAGCGAGUCGCUUCUGGGGGGCGUAGCAAGGUUCCUUUAAAACAGGGCAGAAGUCUUAUGGAUUGGCUUCGACUGACCAAAAGUGGAAAGGAUCUGACAGGGCUGAAGGGAAGCUUAAUUGAUGUAACUGAAGAAGAACUUAAAAAACACAACAAAAAAGAUGAUUGUUGGAUAUGCAUAAGAGUGUUCCUCACUUCGAACAAGCCUGCUGAUAAAUUAAAUAUCUUGGAGCAUGUUCAUCGUUGGGUCAAUUAUGAAUCGAUGCUGAAAGAAUGUCUUGUUGGCAGAAUGGCCGUUAAACCUACUCUUUCUAGAGAUUAUUGUCACGAGGAAAGGAAAGUCUUAAAUGGCAUGCUUCCUAAGGGCCAAGUGACAGACACACUUACCAAAGAAGGUCCUGCUUCCCCAAGCUAUGACUGGUUCCAAACAGAGUCUUUAGUCACCAUUGUCAUAUAUACUAAACAGAAGGAUAUCAGUUUAGAUUCGGUAAUAGUUGACCAUCAAGAUGAUGCCUUUAGGGCAGAAACAGUUAUCCAGGAUUAUUCAUAUCUCAUACAUCUUGGGCUAAGUCAUGAAAUUCAGGAAGAUUUUUCUGUGAAAAUUGUUGAGAAUGUGGGAAAAAUAGAGAUUGUCCUGAAGAAAAAAAAGAAUGCUUCUUGGGAAUAUCUGGGUCAUCCUCUGGAGAACCACAAUUCAUUUGUUCCAAAGAAAGAUACAGGUUUGUACUACAGAAAGUGCCAGUUAAUUUCCAAGGAAGAUGUUACCCAUGAUACAAGACUUUUCUGUUUGAUGCUGCCACCAAGCACUCAUCUCCAAGUACCAAUUGGGCAACAUAUUUACCUCAAGCUAACUAUUACAGGUACAGAAAUAGUAAAGCCAUACACACCUGUAUCUAAAUCCUUGCUCUCAGAAGUCCAGGAACCAGUUCUUUGCAACAAUAAAUGCAUCUAUUUUUUAAUCAAAAUAUAUCCUACUGGACUCUUUACACCUGAACUUGAUCAUCUUCAAAUUGGUGAUUAUGUUUCUGUAAGCAGUCCUGAGGGAAAUUUUAAAAAAUCUCAGCUCCAAGGAUUAGAAGAUCUCUUUUUAUUAGCAGCUGGAACUGGUUUCACACCAAUGGUUAAAAUACUGAAUCAUGCAUUGACUAAUAUGCCCAGUCUCAGGAAAGUGAAACUGAUGUUCUUCAAUAAAACAGAAGAUGAUAUAAUAUGGAGAAGCCAGUUGGAGAAAUUAGCAGUUAAGGAUAAGAGAUUUGAUGUAGAAUUUGUUCUCUCGGAGCCUAUUUCUGAAUGGAAAGGCAAAAAGGGAUACAUUGCACCAGCACUUCUUUCUGAAUUUUUAAUAAGAAGCUCAGACAACUCUAAACUCCUCAUAUGCCUUUGUGGACCAACACCAUUUACAGAACAAGGAAUAAGGUUGCUACAUGAUCUUAACUUUUCCAAAGCUGAGAUUCAUAGUUUUACAGCAUAA
Elephantulus edwardii (Cape elephant shrew) is the source of this 1515-nucleotide messenger RNA. RefSeq names its product cytochrome b5 reductase 4-like. Gene Ontology annotation, cellular component: mitochondrion. Lineage: Eukaryota; Metazoa; Chordata; Mammalia; Macroscelidea; Macroscelididae. Gene Ontology annotation, molecular function: oxidoreductase activity; FAD binding. The coding region runs from base 1 to 1515 and encodes 504 amino acids. The transcript has 17 exons. The record is from RefSeq and is a predicted model, not a curated record.